UUUAGUUUCGAAAUAGAAGUAGAUAUUUGAUUGCUCAAAAUGGCUGAUGACAAGUUUAAUGUUGAUAAAAUUAUUGCAAGUCUCCUGGAGGUACGAGGUUCAAGACCCGGCAAGAGUGUUCAACUGAGUGAAAACGACAUCAGAGGUUUAUGUUUGAAAUCAAGGGAAAUAUUCCUCAGUCAACCAAUUCUAUUGGAACUUGAAGCUCCCCUUAAAAUCUGCGGGGAUAUUCACGGCCAGUAUUAUGACCUUCUGCGGCUUUUUGAGUAUGGAGCUUUCCCCCCAGAGUCAAAUUAUCUCUUUCUUGGAGAUUACGUGGACCGUGGAAAGCAAUCAUUGGAAACCAUUGCCCUUCUCCUCGCUUAUAAGAUAAAGUAUCCGGAGAAUUUCUUCUUACUUAGAGGCAACCAUGAGUGUGCGAGCAUCAAUCGAAUCUAUGGUUUCUAUGAUGAGUGUAAGCGACGGUACAACAUCAAGUUGUGGAAAACCUUCACGGAUUGCUUCAACUGUCUCCCGCUUGCUGCCAUUAUUGAUGAGAAGAUCUUCUGCUGCCACGGAGGACUCUCUCCUGAUCUUCAAUCCAUGGAGCAGAUCCGGAGGAUCAUGAGACCAACCGAUGUUCCAGAUCAAGGGCUAUUGUGUGACCUCUUGUGGUCCGAUCCUGACAAGGAAGUCUUCGGAUGGGGCGAGAAUGAUAGAGGAGUGUCAUUCACGUUUGGUGCUGAGGUUGUGGCCAAGUUUCUUCACAAGCAUGACCUUGACCUUAUAUGUCGUGCUCACCAGGUUGUUGAAGAUGGAUAUGAGUUCUUCGCCAAACGGCAAGUCGUCACUCUCUUCUCGGCUCCUAAUUAUUGUGGGGAGUUUGACAACGCAGGAGCAAUGAUGAGCGUGGAUGAAACUCUCAUGUGCUCCUUCCAGAUCCUCAAGCCAGCAGAUAAGAAGAAGUUCCCUUACGGGGGUUUAAACGCCGGACGCCCGGUCACUCCUCCUCGUAAUUCAGGAAACAAACAGAAACCUGGGAAAAAAUAAACUUGACAACAUGAACAUAAACCUGCAUAGAUUCCAACAUAAACUGUAGUAUUGUUGCUGCUUUGUUCUUGUAGCAACUAGCUGCAAUAAUUCAACAUUGAUACGUUAUCCUUGUGACUGAAAUAAUUAGUAAAAUCAGGGUAGUUGAUUUUUAUUGGGGUUUUUACUUUACUACUCUUACUGCACUGGGUAACUAAUGAUAUUGCAGACUUUGUAAAAUCUGUUGUUCCCUAAUAUGCUUGUUAUUACAACUGUUGUCAAUAAACUCAUUAAAGCCACGAAAAAUCUGAUCCAUGUUCGCUCUGGCAUCUAACUCAGUAUAAAGUUUUUGUUUCUUUUUACAUGUGUUCUCGUGCAUAAACUGUAUGGGUUGAAUGAAUGAAUUAUUGAAUAAAAAUAUUAUUAUGAAGCUGUUUUUCAUGUCGUUUUAUUGGGCCUAUUAUUAUUAAAGCAAAAUUAAUUUCAAACGCAUUUGACCCAAAGGCCAAAAUAAGUAAAUUUUGUGUUUAUAUCAACUCGUGUUUAG
Molecule: messenger RNA, 1555 nt
Organism: Ciona intestinalis (vase tunicate)
Lineage: Eukaryota; Metazoa; Chordata; Ascidiacea; Phlebobranchia; Cionidae
Product: serine/threonine-protein phosphatase PP1-gamma catalytic subunit A
Cellular component (GO): nucleus; cytoplasm
Molecular function (GO): protein serine/threonine phosphatase activity
Source: RefSeq, a predicted model, not a curated record